Penicillium angulare is the source of this 933-nucleotide messenger RNA. Its product is annotated as chitin synthase export chaperone. The record is from RefSeq and is a predicted model, not a curated record. NCBI's taxonomy places the organism in Eukaryota, Fungi, Ascomycota, Eurotiomycetes, Eurotiales, Aspergillaceae. The transcript is spliced from 7 exons. Bases 1 to 933 code for a protein of 310 amino acids. Gene Ontology annotation, biological process: protein folding. Gene Ontology annotation, cellular component: endoplasmic reticulum membrane.
AUGGGUUCAACGCAAUUUGGCAACUUCAAGGUCACAGUCCCCCCGCUGACCACAGACCCGACCCGGGUAUUACAGGACUUCUGUCGCGACUCGACAUUACCCGUCUGCAAUCUCUUCUUAGACAACCAGCCUCCCAACAAGAACUUUGGAGGAUGUCCGCUCUACGGUAUCGAUCUGAGUGGGGAUCGAAACCUCGCCAAUCUCGGGUCUAUUUUGCUCGCCUUUGUCGCUAUCUUGGUAUCGCUCUUUUUGCUGUGGAGGUCGGACAAGAAGCAUGCCGCCGUCGGACGUCGUGAAAUGCAACUGUUUCUUCUAGGAUUCAUCAUUAUCGAGAUAUGUGAGAUUUUCACCGUGGGUGGACUUCCACUCGAGGAUAAAGUUCGCAAGGGUUUCUCGGCAAUUCAUCUUGGAGCAAUCGCGGCAACUUGUUGGAUCUUAUUGUUGAAUGCCUUCGUGGGGUUCCAGCUACUCGAUGAUGGCACAGCAGCAUCUCUUGGCUUAAUCGCCUCAUCUGCCGCUGUUAUCUUCAUUGGCACUGGAUAUAUUGCCCUUGAUACAGCCUUCAACUGGUCUGGCCAUUUCCAUGCCAGCUCAGCCAGCAAUUACCGCAACAUCGCUCUUUACGUCUUGUAUCAACUCUUCCCUCUGGUCUGCCUAGUGGUGUUCUUCCUCCUUGAGACGGUGCUGGUUUUGCGUGUUCUGGGAGAGAUUCGGCCUAUGCUUUACCUGGCUGGUGCCGCGGUCCUCUUUGCCAUUGGCCAAAUCUUUCAAUAUGUCAUCAGCGUCCACCUCUGUACGGCUUCCGGCAGCAAGAUCAACGGAACCUUGUUCGAAACUCUCUUUACACUCCUCUCCGUUGUCGGUCUAUGGACUUUCUGGAGUAGUAUCACAGAAGAUGACUGGCCUCUGCCCGUGGGCAGUGGUUACAACUAA